Messenger RNA from Entamoeba histolytica HM-1:IMSS, 829 nucleotides. RefSeq names its product sec 13 protein, putative. NCBI's taxonomy places the organism in Eukaryota, Evosea, Mastigamoebida, Endamoebidae. The transcript is spliced from 3 exons. Bases 44 to 829 code for a protein of 261 amino acids. Gene Ontology annotation, molecular function: structural molecule activity; protein binding. Gene Ontology annotation, cellular component: COPII vesicle coat; nuclear pore outer ring. Gene Ontology annotation, biological process: protein import into nucleus; COPII-coated vesicle budding; positive regulation of TOR signaling. The record is from RefSeq and is a predicted model, not a curated record.
GGCAAAUAUUCAGAGAUUCACAACAAGUGAAAAUAUAGAAGAUAUGGAAUUUGAUUUUUAUGGAACAAAAGUUGCUUGUGCAUUGGAUGAUAAGUCAAUUGUAAUCUUUGACACAACACAACCAGAACCAAAAAUUAUCUCAACGCUUGUGGGACAUACUGCUGCUAUUUGGCAAGUUAAAUGGAGUCAUCCAAGAUUUGGACCAGUUUUAGCUUCAUGCAGUUAUGACAAACAAGUAUUAAUUUGGAGAGAAACUUCUAAUAAUAAUUAUGCUAUUGUUUAUUCUCAUAAAUUCCAUACUAAGUCAGUCAAUUCUAUUUGUUUCUUCCCUGAGAGUGAGGGAUUAAAAUUAGCAUGUGGAUCAAGUGAUGGACAAAUUAGUAUUAUUGAGUAUGUUGAAUCAACUAAAUCAUGGAAAACAACUUCUUUCAAUGCUCAUCCUGCCGGAGUAAAUACAUUAACUGUAAUACAAAAUCAUAUGAAAGUUAAUAUUGUUAGUGGUGGCUGUGAUAGUACUGUUAAAUUCCAUGAAUAUAUUGAUGGUGAAUGGAAAUGUGUUAACCAACUUAAAGACCAUAAAGAUUGGAUUAGAGAUGUUUCAGUUACUUCUUCUAAUGGUAAACUUCUUUUAGCUACUUGUGCUCAAGACCAUAUGGUAUUUAUUUAUGAAGUAAAUGGAACUAACAUUAAGUUGAUUGACCAUUUGCCAGAAUUUAAAGAAUCUUGUUGGAGAGUUGCUUUUAAUGGUGAUGUAUUAGCUGUUUCCUUAUCCAAUAAUGAAGUAGAAAUGUGGAAAAAUAAUGAUGGAAAAUGGGUGAAAGAAGAAUAA